Messenger RNA from Aspergillus luchuensis, 345 nucleotides. RefSeq lists its product as uncharacterized. The transcript has a single exon. Bases 1 to 345 code for a protein of 114 amino acids. The record is from RefSeq and is a predicted model, not a curated record. Lineage: Eukaryota; Fungi; Ascomycota; Eurotiomycetes; Eurotiales; Aspergillaceae.
AUGAAACCACCACUCGGCGCCUCGACAUCCCCAUCCAUCCCUUUCUUCCCUUCCCCGUCUCCCUCCUUCUCUUCUCCUCUCCCUCCUUCCAUCUUCCUCCCCCAUCACCAUCAUCAUCCUCACCCUCAACUCCACCUACACCACCACCGCCCUAUCCUCACCACCGGAGUAUGUCACCAGCGCCUCACGUCCACUGCCUCCCUCUUCAGCCCUGCCAGACUUUCGCCUCUCUCUGACCGAGUCUCGCCGCCGCCCACGACUAACACCACCACCACCACCAUUCAUCCGGUUCCCUUCCAUCCCACCAACCAAUCCCUCAACACCCACGUCACGAUCGUCACUUAA